Poecilia latipinna (sailfin molly) is the source of this 1339-nucleotide messenger RNA. RefSeq names its product complement C1q-like protein 2. Gene Ontology annotation, molecular function: protein binding. The transcript has 7 exons. The coding region runs from base 128 to 949 and encodes 273 amino acids. NCBI's taxonomy places the organism in Eukaryota, Metazoa, Chordata, Actinopteri, Cyprinodontiformes, Poeciliidae. The record is from RefSeq and is a predicted model, not a curated record.
CUACUAUUCAAAGGCAACUCUGGAUUUUUAGGCUUGACCUAAAUGAACUCAGUGUUUCAGCUGUUUUACAGAUUACUGAAAAUUUGUUCCAGAGUUGUGGUGGACAGAAGCUGAAUCCUGCUUCUCCAUGUUUAGUUCUGGUUCUGGUUGUGGUCUGUUCUGCAUUCCCAGAACCAGAAGACCUGAAAUGGCAGAAUCUCCUUCUGUGUGCAGGCAGACUGAGGGACAGGUAGAACCGGACCAGCAGACCUGCACACAGGACAUCAACGGAGUCCUGAGGGAGAUGAGCGCCUGGUUGGCUGGACUGAAGGUGGAGGUUCAGCACCUACAGAGAGAUAAUGAAGUGAAGACGAAAGAGCUAGAAUCACUGAGCCAACGAUACCAAGCUCAAGCAGCAGAGCUUGCUGCUGUUAAAGCCAAGGCAAACGGCAUCGAAAACCAAGUAGAAGCUCAGGCAGCAGAACUGGCUGCUGCUAAAGCCAAGGCUAACGUCACCGAGAACCAAGUGGAGGCUCUGAGGAGAGAAGGAGAAGCCAAGCGACUGGCUUUCUCUGCUGCUCUUUUGGAGUCGGGUUCAGGAAACCACGGGCCAUUCAACACACACACAAUCAUGGUCUUCAGACAUGUUACCACUAAUAUUGGAAAUGCCUACAGUCCAAGUACAGGGCUGUUUACUGCACCAGUAAGAGGAGUGUAUCACUUUGAGUUCCACAUCUACGGACAUGGAAGUUCUACACAGCCUGCUUAUGCGGUGUUGGUCAAGAAUGGAGUGCAAAUCUUUGCAACAUAUGAACAUCAGCCUGCUGGUGGUCAGAAGACUUCUAAUGGUGUUACACUGAUGUUAAACAUCGGAGACAUUGUAUUUGUGCGUUUGCCGGCUAACUCAUGGGUUCAUGACAAUCAAGAUCAUCACACUACCUUCAGUGGCCAUCUACUGUUCACCAUGUAGAAAUAUAACAGGGUUUUAUUUUUAAAUUAGAAUUUGUGGUAGAAGCCAGGCAGCACAGAUCUGCAUCAAAGAUUAUUGUUCAAAGAUAAUAACAACAAACAGUUGAUUACAUUUUGGUUUAAAUGUGCAAUUUCUAAAUCACACGUAAUUGAAAUUAUUGAAAAGUAGAAGAGAUUUGUGUGUGGGUGUGUGUGUGUGUGUGUGUGUGUGUGUGUGUGUGUGUGUGUGCGUGUGUGCGUGUGUGUGUGUGUGGACCACGCAGCACCAGCGCCUCUUUCUGUCCAGUUUGGCACAUUAUUACACAUCUGAACAUGUUCUAAAAUCUAAUUGAGCAUUUUUAUAUAGAACAAUUUGAAUACAUCAACUUAUUUUUUCAUGUCACAGGAUUAA